UGAGGAAUGGUCGGCCAUGGAUUAUUGCGAUAUCGAGUUGGAUGUUCAUUUUAAACUGCUGAAGACGGAAGUCACGCUUCUUUCACUUGAUCGAACAUGCGAUGUUCUACCUAAAGGAGUUCCUAACAUCAGUGUAGUCCUGGGUGAGAUCAGUGUGUACGCCCAUCCAUUUGUGAGUGAAGAUCAUCUAGGAGUUCGAGCAAAAGCAGAUAUCCAGUGCUUUCGCUUGAAAGCGUCCUACUUCUUGAGUAACGAUAUGGUGAAGUGUCCGUUUUUAUCUCUCGACUUUGUGCGAGUCUUUAUUUUUCCAGUUGAAACAAUGAUGCACAGUGAGGUACCAGCAGAGGUUGAAAUGGAGGCAGAGUGGGUGGAGGUAAAAUGGGCUCCAGAAGUCUUGCACGCCAUCGGAGGAGCGCUAGAAUUGGGGAUAUUUACAAUGGCGUCGUUCGUACAUGAGUCAAGAUAUCCAGCGCCAGAAAAGAAUGAAACCCCGCCUGGUGUCGGAUGGAAGGCGUCUUCUAGCUUAAGAGUGCCACCAAUGCGUCAGAUGAAAGAGGUUACACAUGAUAGCAUCUCUCCUGGUGAAGUGAUUGCUUUCCGGUGCGUUGCAAAGCGACUUUGUGCUAUCUUCCCGUACGUGUACUCUGGACAGCAUCGAGUGGAUUGCGUUGCAGUCGACACUUUCACUGUGAGCUCGGAAGUAACUACAGGAAGACUACGUAUUUCUAUUAUGGAUGCAAGAGCAUUUCCAAGUCAACGACCAUCUGAUGAAGUGCCUGUACCUUCGGAAAAGCAGAGCUCUUACGAGCAAACGCACUUUCGUCGAAAAACAUUUAUAUCUCGUGCACCACGAAGCCGCACCGUGUCAGCGAUAUCUGAGGCUGGUGUGGCUAGUGCACACAAUGGUACUUACUUUGUAGCUGAUUGCUUUUCGCUUGAAGAAAAUCAGGUCGUUGGGAGCUCAAAAACGAUAAUUGAUCUUUUCGUCAAUGGUGUUCAAUUGGAAUGGGAUAUAUCGACGCAGUUGCGGAUCAUGGAACUCGUCCGACGCAUUACGUUUUCAUCCUGGGAGAUGAUAUACCGUGCUCGAAGUGCCUACGCGCUUCACUGUACUCCACCUGAUAGCAUAUACAAUCAGUCUCAUGGUUUAAACCCGCCACUCGACGAUAUUAACGAAUGCCUGCGCUAUGAAAGUCUAUUUGCUGACCUGGUUAGUGCAUCUGGCGACAAAUUACAUCGACUACAUGCCACAAACAUCUCGGUUAAUGCCAGACUCUGCGAUGAAGUUGGCGUGCGGCUUUCAGUUGGCGUUUUUGCUGGUGACGAUUUGCCAGAAGUGUGGCUGUUUGAGGAUAUUUCGAUCAAGGUGAAUGCGUUCGAGAUGGUUACAGUGGGUUGCGUUCGGGUCAGACACACGGUAGACUGUCAGAAGGACUACGUGUUUGGUGAAUUCGAGGACAUGCUUCGCAAACGGCUUCUUGCCUGUAAACGCUCGACCACGGUACUUGAUCAGACAUUGGCGGAUGGAAUAUUGGUCGAGAUCAACAAACUGCAUCUUCAUACAAGUCGUGAUUUCCCGUUGCAGUCAUACGCCGGCGCAAUUCAGAGCCAUUUCAAUCCUUUCAACGAUCAGCUCAGUUCAGCAGCUUCUUCGUAUUGGAGACCACAGCAAGAAUUGUUUUAUCAGUUCUUUUUGCGAACCCCGGUUGCCUCCCACCAACCGGAACUAUGGCUAAGACUGGAAGCCGUUGGUUUUGAAUGUCUAGGCAACCCAUUAGAGAGCUGGCUGGAGCGAAUAUAUCCUGUGUGGAUCGAGGAGUUAGCUGAACAAGAGUUGCGAGCGCAGGUACUGGAUGAACAUGUUGCAACUCUCAAGUUAACAAAUGAAGACCUCCUUGGGGAUGCCUCGUACAAAGAUAUGAAGACGCGUUUGAGUGAACAGAAUGCACGGUUAUACAUCCAGAAAGUGAAGCUGGCGCAUGAAACGCUGGACGGUGACAGCGGGCCUCUCAUCAACGUAGGUGCUGGGCAUCUCGAAGUCGAUGUUUCGUUUGAAGAGGAUAUAGCAGAUUCAUGGUCCAGUAUUAAAAGCCUCGACGAGGCCACGGAAGUGCUUGAAAACGAGUUCAUGUCAGUAGGACGCGACUUGGCGCUGUUCACUCCGUCUUGUCGCUUAUUCAUGGGAAUCAAGAUGAAGACGGUUGUCAAGGAUUUGGCGGUGCGAGUGAGACGGUUUCCCACUCCAUUGAUGGCUUGCGAUGGCUUGAGUGUCGAAGGAACCGUGUUUUUGACAGCAUAUAAUAGUGGAUGUGGCAACACGGAUCUCAUGGCAGCUGUACGAUGCUUCGUAAACCUGUCCGUUGAAAUCACCUGUCCAGUAUUAUAUUUCAAUCCUGGCUACCUAUACGCGUUGGAUGAAUUAUCGGAGCUAGCUAUGGGAUUUCUACCUUUAGCAAUACCAGAAGUGGACCGACGUUUUCAAACAUCUUUAGUGGAUAUUGUGCGCAGGCUACUCCACGGUAAAAUUGGCGUCACGGUAAAUAAUGCAGGUGCCCGUCUCUUAUGCGUGGCAACGUCCUUCGAUUCAGCAGAUUAUUUGGAGAUUAACGUUCAUCGAGCUCGUUUAUCGUAUUCCUGUGGCUCGAUCGACGUUGAAGUAUCACGAGUAACAGCGAAAAUCGAGCCUGGAUCACUGUCACACAUCGCUGAGCUCAGCCACCUGAAGCUUCAAGUUUGGCUGAAGUGGGGCUGUCGGAGUGACCCCAUGAUGCAUUAUCUCUAUCCUAUAGAGUUUAUCAGUUCCGAAAACUCAAACGAGCAAUUUAUUUUGCAUCUAUCGGCUCCAAGUGACGAAAAUCUUUCCGAGACAAAUCCGUUGCAAGUUUAUCAAGCUACCAAGCUUUUAGUUUUCAUCAAGGGAACAAUUUGUCCCCCAGAUCCAGAGAACGGAGACACCAACGAUGGCUGGUCUAAACGUGACAUGGCAGCUCGUACAGCCAUCGUGUUAUACAGCAAAAGCGUUGAGUGGCUAAUUGCAUUUGGCCGAGUUUAUCAGAAGAUACCGCAAUAUCCGCUGCCUCGACGUCGAGAUAACACUGGGAUAAAAUUCACCUUCCCAUCUACAGACAUUUUGAGAAUUCUUGAAGGUGUGACAAUCGAGGAAUUUGACUUGAUCGGACUGGACGUGGCUUUAUAUGCGAGUGAAAAAAACCUUGUUGGUGUUCGAGCCUUCCUUGACGACAAAAUCAGUUGUUCAGGCGCUUUACUGAAAAGCUCGCACGACGUAUUCGCCGACAAAAAUAAGGAACCCAGCAGCUCUGAAGUUCGUCGACUUUCGUUCAAUAUUGAAGAAUGGAUCUGGAUUGUGCACGAUGUGAAUGUGGAUGCUCGUGAUAUUCAAGUGCGCGUAUGUACGCCUGAGUCAGGAAGCAGAGGAGAGUCGCUCGUGUCUAUAAAAUACGUAUCAUUGAUCGUCGGAGGUGGCACAGAACGAAUGCCGACGUAUGACAAUGGUUUGAUGAAGCUACACAGUCCGCCGCCAAUGAAGCGUGUCACCAAUGCUCAACCUUUCAAUUUUUCUCAGAGUACCAGUGCGGUGGAGGUGAAGGAACGAUCAAAGCAAAGUAUUCUCGAAUAUUUCGACAUUCCGCACGAAAAUCCAUUCAGUUAUCGCGAAUCAGACAGCGACAAGGAAGAAGAAAUGGACAUUUCCGAAGCUGCAGAUGCUGAGAAUGAAGUCGAAGAAUGCCAAAGCCAAGUUUUGGAUGAGUUCAGACGUGCUGGUUUCUUGCUUGGUCUGUUAUCUAAGGAUGUUCGGGUGACGAUCACAAUGCUGGCUCUAGAGUCUCUAGUUGACAUCGCGGACACGUGGGUGCAAGUGAUUGUUACUAGCUUACCAGAACUCUUUGUUGAUGCAGCAGAGACCGCAGCUUUGCUUGAGAAAAAAGAGGAAGCGACGGAAGAGCCUGGUAUUGUCGUUGAGGAAACUGAUCAAAGCCCCAAAAAGUUCACGUCACUAGCACAAGACCCGAAGUUCAGUGGCAUUUGCCUCCAGGGUGGUGCCGAUGCCCCCGUAAGUCCACACACUCACCGGUUCGAGCCAACACCGUACUCCAAUGCAGAUUCUGUACGACCCGUUAAAAGAAAAUCUAACUUGGUCGUCAGUCAGUUAGAGCGGAUUCGAAGCAAAGAGGAGGUGUCGCCACCUCGGCCAACAGACUCGAAGUUGGUUCAAGCGUUCAUCAUGGUUAAGUUCGAAGACUGCCAGAUCAGUAUCCAAGAUCAACUCCACAAAGGGUCUGUGCUACUCGCUCUAAAUUCUGGUACACUGCAACACGCUGUUUCAUCGGAUUCGAGUCAUGAACGCAUCGACUUAAACGUCGACGGCUUUCAAGUAUUCACAGCGCCGUUGGAUGUUGACGUGAAGUCUCAUGCGGUUUGGCUCAAAGCGCUUGCGGAUGGUUCGUAUUGCCCCAGCUCCUAUGGUCUACUAAAACAAGUGAUCGCGCCAAUCCCUGCGCAAGUUACUAUUUGGAUCGAUCAUGAAAAGAAUAUCAUCAAGAGCAGAGUGAAAUUGGACAUCCCAGCCAUCGAGGUGCAGGUCAAUCUGGCAUCCAAGAGUAUCCUGGAAAAGCUUGUAGCAACUGCGACUGAACUGGUCAAUGCCAAAUUGGCUGAGAAGAAGAGUCAAGAUCGAUCUCAUCUUCUCCAUAGCUAUCUGAGAGAAGCUCCGCGUCGUGAGCGUUCUCUGCAUCAACUUGUUGCGUUACAAAAGCAACUAAAGUGGAAAAUCGCUGCGCUGGAAUGGCGACAAAUGUGUGGUUGGGAUUACCGCAGGAGUGAACGAGCGAUGACUGCCACAGAGAGUACUCGAAAUCUACUAUUUGAGGUCGAAACACCGCCAAUGUCUCGAAGACGAAACAUGUCGUCGGCGUCGGUAUCUUCAGUAGCAACAAACAUUGGUAUGGUUGGCUCUACGACCACAACUCGCUACGAGGACGAACAGGUUACGGAUGAGCUGCAGCAGAUGACUCAACAGUACGAGGUGCUUUCCGAAUUGACUCGUUUAAUGGCUAGCGAGGUCCAGAAACAACUAAAACCAAGCCCGUUGCCCAAUUUGGAUUUGGAAUUUACGCUCGAUCGCGCUUCAUUGACGCUCAGCGGUGAGAAUGUUGAUAUUAUCCGGGCACAAGUAGGUUCCUUGAGCUUCAAGAUGCAGUUGUUUGAGGAUCACUCGGGUAAAUUCGCGCUCACAUUGCAAGAUUUAUCCGUCAACAACCUCAGCCCGGUAACCCCUUAUCCAGAUUUACUACUGCCAGUGUACUCUCGAUCGUGGGAAGGAGACGAUAUGUUCUUUCGUAUUGAUGCUGAGAUCGCAAAGCCUGUGAGAGGGACCACCGUUGUCCAGCAUUUCGAGAUCAACGUGCAUCCGAUUCAGGUGUGCAUCACACAGGAGGUGAUCAUGCAAUUGGUAGCGUUCUUCUCACCCCCUGACACCUCCAGUAGCACCAAAGAUGUCCAACGAGAAGAAGUACGAUCUCAAUUCUUGCAGGUUCGAACGAGUAGUUCUAGCGAUGGACGAGUUGGUUCGGCUAUCAUUAAGGCUGUCAAGGUCGCUGGUAAAGCUGCUGCACACCCUCUGAGUCUUGGACGUACUCACCGUGACGAAGAUCUGCUGCCUUCUGGCCGUAAAACCAAAGGAUCAACGCUCCACAACAUACCAGAGGACCCAUCGCAAUGGAUCGCGAAGCUUGCAAACUUGUCCGAGUCGAACGAGUUGCCAUUAUUCAACUCGUCCGAUGAAGCUGAGCAGCAUACUGACUCUGCAGAGCGAGAUAUCAACGAUACGAAAGAUCGAGCCAAGAACAGUAUUCUGUUCAAGCGUAUCCGACUGGGAGCAGUCGAGGUGGUGCUGACCUUCAAGAACAAGAAGAGCAACUUGGGCAAUAGCAGCACACCCCACCUUCAUCUAGCCCAUGCGUCGCAGCCUCAAGCUUUGGAAGACAUGCGAGGCUUUGAAGUCAAAACUCGAGCUCUUGUGUACUGUGACAAGACAUGCUCCCCCAUGGAUCUCUUACUGCGGAUUCGACGCGACAUCGUGCUGGACGUACUCUCUCAGGUUGGGCGUAAUUUUACCAACAUCGGCAAUUUCUUACGAGACCAGUUCGAUCCGUCUCGAUGGGCGGCGUUCGAUGCUCUGGCGCCUCUCAAGUCGCUAUCCACGACGGUAUCGUCGUUGACUGCCAUCGGGCCAUCACACACUGGCGCAGUCGUGCCUCUAGCAAUCCAGACAGAAGCCUCUCCUGACGUCAAAGCUAAGGACUCGGAGGAGACUCCCAGAACGUCCUCCUUCCGACCGACGGAACUUCUGUACGCUCGACGCGGCUCCGUGUCCAGUGACCACUACGACGCCGAUUCCUCGGCUCCAUCUACUCCAACAUCAGCGGAUACUCAUCCUAAGCAGGUGAAGGCCAAACGUUCGUUGGCCAAGCUCUUCUCCAGGAAAAAGUCGUCUUCUAGUCCUCUGCCUUCUCCACUACCAGAUCAAUAACCUAACAGACACUACACCAAUUAAUUUCUUUCUUUACCGUCU
Messenger RNA from Phytophthora nicotianae INRA-310, 6592 nucleotides. RefSeq lists its product as hypothetical. The transcript has a single exon. Lineage: Eukaryota; Oomycota; Peronosporomycetes; Peronosporales; Peronosporaceae. The coding region runs from base 17 to 6550 and encodes 2177 amino acids. The record is from RefSeq and is a predicted model, not a curated record.